This is a messenger RNA of Malaya genurostris, 2550 nucleotides long. RefSeq names its product zinc finger protein 177-like. The record is from RefSeq and is a predicted model, not a curated record. The transcript is spliced from 5 exons. Bases 754 to 2112 code for a protein of 452 amino acids. Gene Ontology annotation, cellular component: nucleus. NCBI's taxonomy places the organism in Eukaryota, Metazoa, Arthropoda, Insecta, Diptera, Culicidae.
CUUGCGUCGUCGUCGUCGUUGGUUACAGUUCGUCGGCUUCAGCGGGACAGGUUUCUGGGACUGGGACUGCCAGUGUGGUGGUAGCCGUUUUCAGUUAGGGCGAGCUUUAUGCUCUCGCGGAGAGAAUCAUCGGAAAACAACAACUGAAACUGUAUCGAUCACCGCAUGCGGGUCUGGUCCAAGAAGGUCACGGUUAGAUCGCGGUGAUCUCCAGUGAACAGUGUUUGUGCAAACGUCGAACCAGCGGGUUGGUUUUCUAACUGGGCUUUCCGCGUUGAGUGUGUUUUCCCCACCCCAAAGGGCUUUCUAAGGGACUUUGCUUUGCUUUUCUCGUCUUGACCGGUUUGUGUGUUUGUCUUCUGUGCUGUUUUGUUAUUGAUCGUUGACGCCGCGGUAGCGCUACAAGUGUUGUGUUGAUCGCGGCUUGCUUCAGGACUUGGUUGUUUUGUUGUCUACCGUCGGUAUUGGUGAAGAACAACCGUGCAAUAUCAUAUCAUAUCCUUCCGGUACCUGAACGUUAAAAGUUUCCGGCUUUACCUGUCGAAAGCGAAGAAAUAGGUAGAAAAUUUAUGGUUCUGAUCAAAGAUCAUUCACACCGCGAAAAACUUUGCUGUUUUGGAGCUGAUGGGAGAUUGAAACUUGUUUGUGAGUGAAAUUUGUGAAUUUUCAAACGAAGAACGAAGUUCCACAAAGGCAAACAAAUCGGACUUCACCGUAGGGUUAUGAUCAGUGAUUAGCGAGUGUGAACGAGCAAUGGAAACUUGCGUACUAAUUCCGCAGGAGUUUGCCCUGGCCGUGACGGGAGUCGGUGCGCGCAACUCCCGGGAGCAAACGGCCACCGUGUGGUCCAAUUCGGCAAUUCCGCAGGGUCGACUGUGCUAUCCCUUCCAGGGUACGGUCCGGAUAGACAAUCUGGACGUGUACAGCUACGUGGACGAAGACGACAUUCGCCACCGCUUCGGGCUGUACGACGAAGUGACAACCGUCAAUGGGAGACGCGUGCGUCACUGCAACUGGAUCCGAUUUCUGCGGGUGUCGGAAACGUACGGACCGCAGGUUAAUGUGGUCUGUGCCAAGGUGAAAGGUGAACCGAUUUAUGAGAUUGUGAAACCGAUUCCGUCGCACCAGGAACUGGUUGUGUACUAUCUACCCGAGGGUCCGGAGGAGCUCUUUUUCAUCCGAAUGCGAAAUCAACUGUACCGGCAGACGAUGGAUUCGAUUCUGGAAGAUUCCCCACUGGAUCUGUCGACCUCGCUGCUGUCGCGAGUGAUGCUUCCGAUCUCACCUCCGUCCGGUGCCGAAGACGAGCGGAAGUCAGUUUCCGGUGACAGUUCGAUUUCGAUCUCGUCCGGUGCUAGCACCAGCGGUGGUGAUCUGGACAGCGCCAUUCCCCCGCCCCGCAGUUCCCCGAAGGCACGGCCGUCGCGGGGCGAACGGGCGAUGCUACCGUGUGAGGUCUGCGGUAAGGCCUUCGACCGUCCUAGUCUGCUGAAGAGGCACAUGCGAACGCACACCGGCGAGAAGCCGCACGUUUGUGGUGUGUGUGGGAAAGGAUUCAGCACCUCGAGCUCCCUGAAUACGCAUGUGCGAAUCCACAGCGGCGAAAAGCCCCACCAGUGUCAAGUGUGCGGCAAACGGUUCACCGCCAGCUCCAACCUGUACUAUCAUCGAAUGACGCACAUUAAGGACAAACCCCACAAGUGCAGUCUGUGCUCGAAGUCCUUCCCCACGCCCGGUGAUCUCAAAUCGCACAUGUACGUCCACAACGGCUCGUGGCCGUUCAAAUGUCACAUCUGCUCGCGAGGAUUCUCCAAACAGACGAAUCUGAAAAAUCAUCUCUUCCUGCAUACUGGUGACAAACCGCACGUCUGCGAGGUGUGCAACAAAUCCUUCGCGCUGGCAUGCAACCUGAAGGCACACAUGAAAACGCACGAGGAGGGCAGCGGCAACGGGCACGAGAGCGAAUCACAGCGAGGUCCAGGCAGCAGCCACAGCGAAGGCGAAGAGUCCAGCCCGCCGAUUUCGUUCGAGAAGGCCGAGGAGCGGCUGAAUUUCUCCAAACAUCUGCUGUUCUCCAACUACACCAAGCAGAUGCUGUCCGGAGUUGGUUGAGUUUUGUAAUCGGGAGUAAUUUCUUCCCCGCGCAGAGAACGGGUUCGUGGUGACUUCCAAAACGGUUCCCACUCCCCCCCCACUCGGGGGGGUAUAGGAAGGAGCGCUACUAACUACUACUUGUACUUACUGUGUCGUGCACUGUGUGUAUAGUUUCUCACCGGAAUCAUGUUUUAUGUACAUUAAUUUUCUAAUGUAAAAAGAGAUCACUUCGAAAGGGCUAUUGUCGUGUUUGAAGCAAGAAGACACUUCAUUUCGUUUCGUUCCGUGUUGUAUCAUCAUUUAGUCGCCGGACGCACUGCUGUAAAUAGGUUCAACAUUGAUAUCGGAAAUACUAAGUUGUGUGAUUAAUCCCCGUAUCAGUAUCUGAGAGAAAAAAGAUUUUUAAGUAUGAUAAUUGAAUAAAACUGUACAGCUACUGUCAACACAUUAAUCCUA